CCUGACCACAUCGUUUUUGAUCACUCCAGUCCACAACAGCCCACUCCUAGCACUUGAAUCAGGCCUUGUCCGAAGUCUCUUGAGCUUGUGACACCAAAAGACGAGUCCCACAACGCCUCAUUUUUCAAUUUCAACCAUCGCCACCAUGUCGUCGGUCCAAGAGCUCCACUUUUCUUCCGAAGCCGCCUUCCGCGACGAGAUCACCCUCGACAAGUACAAGGACCGCUUGGUCGUUGUCGACUUUAGCGCCGUGUGGUGCCCACCGUGCCAGUACAUCAAACCCAUCUUCCGUGACUUUGCCAAGGACCUCCCGGAAGCAGCGUUCAUCGAAGUCGACGUCGACGAGAGCGACGAGCUGUCGGCGGCCGUCGGUAUCCGAGCGAUGCCGACGUUCCAGUUCUAUCGCAACGGCAAGAAGAUUGAUACGAUGACGGGCGCCGACCCCACGGGUCUCAAGCGGCUGCUCCAUCAGCACAAGUAAAGUCCCUCAAAUCUCGACAUCGUAAUUACCCAUCAAUUAAAAACUUGUCUAGCAUUUACCGAUA
Messenger RNA from Saprolegnia diclina VS20, 545 nucleotides. RefSeq lists its product as hypothetical. The coding region runs from base 146 to 481 and encodes 111 amino acids. The transcript has 2 exons. Gene Ontology annotation, molecular function: protein-disulfide reductase activity. The record is from RefSeq and is a predicted model, not a curated record. NCBI's taxonomy places the organism in Eukaryota, Oomycota, Saprolegniomycetes, Saprolegniales, Saprolegniaceae.